Molecule: messenger RNA, 2859 nt
Organism: Annulohypoxylon truncatum
Lineage: Eukaryota; Fungi; Ascomycota; Sordariomycetes; Xylariales; Hypoxylaceae
Exons: 1
Coding region: 437-2326 (629 amino acids)
Source: RefSeq, a predicted model, not a curated record
CUAUUAAAACCCCCUGUCCCCUGGUGCUAAAUGCGUAUUUCAGCCCUGGGGGUCUGCCAAGUGGUUCAGCCUGUCAGGCCAUCAAACGAUACAACUCUCAGCUCUCCACUUGAUCUACCUACUACUUCCUCUAACCUUCUAACCUUCUACCCCCUCGAGCGUCAAUACCUUACACGAUAAUCGCCUGUUUGGUUUCAUAUUCACUUCGGCACUCGAUUUAUACGGGUUAUAUUAAAAAAGGAUUGGGAAGGUUGUUCAGCCCGUUUCGUUUUCUUCUUUACUCUUGAGCUCAAGUGAAGUAUCAAGAGACACGAUAUGAUCAUCAUUUUGGUUCGGCACCUAUUAUCCGCCGACAGAAGCUGCAUUUCGACCCGAGCUUUUCACAACCCCCCACUAGGAUUGCAGGAAGUGAAGCUUUGAUGGCCGCUUCUUUAUAAUGUUCCUGCAUUCGGGAGCGAGCCUCCACGGCCAUGAAUAUUCGAGCCGACCCGCCCCUCAACCUGGUCACCGACGCAAUCCACUCCUGCGGUCUGCUUUCGCUAAACCUAUAAAUCGAACAUCGUCCUACCGUAAUAGUACCGAGAUUCCUCCUGCUGAAACCAAUCCCCUAGAUGAUUCACUGCCCAUAAGACGACCUAGGCCACUAUCAGAACAAAUCCCUAAAGUCACCCAACAGGUUGUAAGAUUUCAGGAACCCAAAUGCGACCCUCCGACUCCGGCGAAGCGAGAAGCAAUGAGCGAAGAUGAGGGCUCGAUUGCUUCCGAUAGUGACGCCAGCCGGGUUUCGUCGUCCCCUCGUCGUACCCGUCGAAGGGUCCCGCGGAAGAGUACCACGUUUCUUUUCGCCCACCCGCCUCCGAAGUUACGCAAUAAGCAACUGUUGAUCCAUAUUCGCCCGAAGCUAUUGCUUCAAAUUCAACAAUUAUCUGCUAACCAACGCCCAAGACCGAUUAUCGACGUCUAUCCUUCGUCUGCCGUAGCUGGAUUCUUGAUCGCACCUCUGUUGAAGCGAUUCCCUCUGAUUGCCCGUAUUAAACGGGAAUUAGGCGGACAGGAUAUCAUGCUGGUAAAGAGCGAGGAUUAUGCGCAGGCCUCCGGGUCAGAAAGUGAGGACGACGAGGACGAUAUCAAGUCGCGCGAACUUUUAGCUAUAUUAAGUCCGUCGAGGACGGAGGACAAAGCUGAGAUUGUGCAAGCUGAUGGGACAGUUUGGAUCGCGACGCCUCGGCUGAGUGGCACCAGUUCAUGCUCGUAUGACUUCGUCUCUGUUGAUUCGAACGGAAAUACUAUCACAGCCCGGUGGGUUCGCAAACAGGUGACUACUAAAUCGCUGCCAGCGACGCCGACGACUGCACGCGGUUCCACACCACCUCCGCCUUCAGUCGACUAUAAAUUUACCUUUAGUAUAAUUGAUCCAAAUUGCCGACGUCAUCCCAUCAUGGCUACCCUUACAAACUCCUCUCUCGAUAUUCUCGACACAUAUACUACCGUUUCUCAAUCUGCUAGUCGUUACCCACCGACUUCUCCUUUGUUAUCUACACCUAUAUCUAGUUCUACUAGCGAAGAGAGCUACCUUGAGCGAACAACCCGAAAAGUUGAAGAUUGGCAGAAGACCUUCAUUACUAUAUCGGCUAUCUGGGUAAUACUCCGCCAUGGCUCUUCUCCCAAUUAUAAACCAGCAGAUCUGGGCACGUCUACUCCGGUUCCACCAUCAGACACAAGCGGAGUGGCUCGCAAGCGAUCACUAAGUGUUAAUACGGAUGCAGCCCCUAAAGUUACUUUUGCCGAAGUUAGCAGUCGGAGGAAAUUUCCAGGGGCUUCAUUGAAGAGUGAUCAGUUUGUACCCGGCGUGCUACCUAGGAGGGCGACAUCUAUCGGUGCCCCUUUCAUGCCGAAACGCUGCGCUACAGAUACAAAUCCCGGCCCAGCAAGUACUAAACCUGAGCAAGGAUCAAAGAACAGGCGACCAUUCAGCGGCGACUGGAGUGGACAAGCAAACCGGAAUGUAGACAACUCGUUGGCAGCUGUGCUAGACGCACCGCUAACCUCGUCUCCUACCGAGAUGUCCGCGCAAAGCAGCGCCCAGACCUUGACCCCCGCCGCCCCUUUAUCCAAAAAACGACGAGCUGUUUCGGCAUGUUAUUCGGUAGACGCUAAACCUUUUAACACCGGCAACGUCGAAGUUAUUGAAGCUUCCGAUAGUAAACGCAACUCGUUCUUCCAGGGCCCACUACAAGAUGGGCAAAAGGACGGCCAAGAACACAAGGCCAAGAAUCAGAAGCUGAGGAGCCUGACGAAUUGGUUUCGGAAAUUACAGGGGCGGUAGGACUGCCGACUAUGCCUCUGCACGUGAGCAGCGGAAUCAGUCGGGCUCGACCGAACGAACUUGCUUGUGGAUGUGAAAACGAAAAAAACUUGUAUCAUAUACAUACUUGCAUGGGACCGGAGUUACAGGGUUUGGGGGAGGAAGGGGACAAAGCAUUGGGAUUGGAUGGAAAAUCGCUUCUUUUUGGGUGUUUACGGUUACGCCGGUUGCGAAGAGGGUUGAAUCUAGUUUCACGGACUAGAACCCCGCAAAGAUUCAAAGACUUGAAACGAGAAAUUCGGAUACACCCAUGGGGGUUGAGGGCGAAGAGAACCCUCUUCACAAGAAUCGUCAUUGCCUGAGAUCAGAAUUAUUCAGUUUCCUAAAAGAAGAAAAGAGAACGGCCUCGGGUAGCAUUAAAAACUCUGAUGGUAUUAAAUAGUCUAAAUAGAAAGAACAUCUAUUAUGUCCUAUCUAUCUUGUGAUGGCUUCACAUUCAUGGUGGAUCGAUGGCAUUGUAGCUUGAUUCAUUCACCACUACAGCUCGAGGUAUC